Molecule: messenger RNA, 1134 nt
Organism: Cladophialophora psammophila CBS 110553
Lineage: Eukaryota; Fungi; Ascomycota; Eurotiomycetes; Chaetothyriales; Herpotrichiellaceae
Exons: 3
Coding region: 1-1134 (377 amino acids)
Molecular function (GO): dioxygenase activity
Source: RefSeq, a predicted model, not a curated record
AUGGCACCAUCUGCCACUGAGACUGAAUCGGUACCACAGCCAUCCAAACAGGGUUUGAUCAAGCCAUGGAAUCGGCCACAGUAUACGAAAGAAGAGCUUGAUUGGGCUCCGCUUACCACAAUCGACCUGUCCCGGUUUGAUGAGGUGGGAGGUAAGGACGAGCUAGCCAAGCAGCUUUAUGAUGCAGUCACCAGGGUUGGCUUCUGGACCGUAAUCAAUACGGGCAUCGAUGACAGCAAGGUGCUCCGCCAGUUCAGUAUCGGUAACACCUUUUUCAAGCAGCCAAUCGAAGAGAAGCGCUUUUUCCCUUGCAACUUUGCGGAAGGGGAGUAUUUCGGCUAUAGGGAGAACUCGCGCUGGGUCGGCGACAGCGGCGUCAAAGAGAACAUUGAGAUGCUUAACAUCCAAAAACCCAUUCCAGCCUAUGAGACUGUGCCGAAGCACCAAAUCGUUCGCGAGAAUUGGGCGGAGAUCUCAGCAUUUCAUCGGGAAUUGUGGGACAAGGUCCUCCGAAAGUUGUACGUGCUUAUUGCCAUUAUUCUCGAGCUACCGGGGAAUUACUUCGUGGACGCACACGCUUACGAUGGAGAGUCUGAUGACCACCUUCGAUACAUGAUCUACAAUGUGAGAACGCAGGAUGAAUGGGACAAGGCUCAAGCAUAUACCAAAGGCGGCCACACAGACUUCGGCAGCCUGACCUUGCUAUUCUCGCAGCAUGUCGCAGGUUUACAGAUCCGUACCCCUGAAGGGCAGUGGAAGUGGGUGAAACCAGUUCAAGGAGGGAUCACUUGCAAUGCAGCCGACACGUUGUCUUUCCUCACAAACGGUUUCAUCAAAUCAACAGUGCACAGGGUUGUCACGCCUCCGAAAGACCAAAUACAGAUUCCUCGUCUCGGCCUGCUCUAUUUCAGUCGCCCUGGCGCGAGGACUCCCAUGAAGACCGUCCCGUCACCCCUCCUUGAGCGUCUCGGCCUCCUAUCGGACGAGGAUAAAGAUCCCAACAAGCCGGUUCCUUCUGGAACCGAGUAUGUCCGAGCACGAGUCAAAGAUGUGCACUACAAGACAGUGAUAGAAAAGCGUGAAGGGACUUCGUUCAACUUCAAGGGAAUGAAAGUCCAGAACUACUAUGAUUAG